This is a messenger RNA of Coffea eugenioides, 1807 nucleotides long. Its product is annotated as serine/arginine-rich splicing factor SR45-like. Gene Ontology annotation, biological process: mRNA splicing, via spliceosome. The coding region runs from base 126 to 1430 and encodes 434 amino acids. Gene Ontology annotation, cellular component: nucleoplasm; cytoplasm; ASAP complex. Gene Ontology annotation, molecular function: RNA binding. The transcript has 12 exons. The record is from RefSeq and is a predicted model, not a curated record. NCBI's taxonomy places the organism in Eukaryota, Viridiplantae, Streptophyta, Magnoliopsida, Gentianales, Rubiaceae.
UAGCUGAGCUGAACCAAACGUAAAAUUCGUCAUCCCUCCCAAUUCCCAACCCGUUGUCUUCUCUGAGUCUAGGGUUUUUGUUUGGUUUAUCUAAGAGAGAGCAAUUCCUAAGUCACCGUUAAGUUAUGGCGAAACCAGGCCGAGGCCGACCGGCUACACCGUCGGGCUCUGGUUCGGGCUCUUCAUCACGUUCCCGCUCUCGCUCUCCAUCUAGGUCAAAGUCUCGCUCGCGCUCCUACUCCGGCUCCGACUCUCGCUCUAGUUCCCGCUCUCGUUCUCUAUCUCGGUCGCGCUCCCGUUCCCGUUCUCUCUCUAAAUCCUUCUCUUCUUCGUCUUCUCCUUCUCGUAGCGGCAGUUCUCGUAGCCCUAAUCCACCUCCCCAGCGGAAAAGUCCGGGUGAAGGAGCUAGGCGUGGUCGAUCUCCACCUCCGCAGUCUAAGAAAGUUUCACCACCUCCAAGGAAAGCAUCUCCAGUCCCUGAGUCACUAACACUUCAUGUUGAUCAGCUCACCAGGAAUGUCAAUGAAAGCCAUCUGAAAGAAAUAUUUGGUAAUUUUGGUGAAGUUGUGCAUGUGAGGCUGGUAAUAGACCAUGCGGUUAACAUUUCAAAAGGUUCUGGAUAUGUCGAAUUUAAGAACAGAACUGAUGCUGAGAAAGCUCAGUUGUACAUGGAUGGAGCCCAGAUUGAUGGGAAAGUUGUUCAUGCCAAAUUCACUUUACCUGAGAGGAAGAAGGUUUCCCCUCCCAAGGCUGUUGCUUCGACAUCUAGAAGAGAUGCUUCUAAAGCUGAUAGUGCUGGGCGUGACUUGGACAAAGACGGGCUGAAGCGGCCGAGAGAAGCAUCCCCUCGUCGGAAACCCCCCUCGCCACCGAGGAGGAGGUCUCCAGCAAUGCGAAGAGGAUCUCCUAGACGUGAGCUUGAUUCUCCUCCUCGUCGACGUGCAGACUCUCCUGGUCGUCGUAGACCAGAUUCCCCUUAUCGACGAGUUGCUUCACCUCCUCCUAGGAGACGCCUUGCAUCUCCUGCCAGAGGUCGUUCACCCUCCUCACCUCCCAGGCGAUUCCGUUCACCUCCGAGGGCUUCUCCCCGAAGGAUACGUGGUAGUCCUAUGCGAAGACGUUCGCCUCCUCCUCCUCCUCCCAGAAGACGUUCCCCCCGUCGAGGUCGAACACCUCCUAGACGUUCACCAAUCGGUCGCAGACGUUCUCCUGCUCGUAGGCCUGUUCGUUCAGUUUCGAGAUCAUUGUCUCCAAGGAGAGGCCGUGCACCCCCUGUCAGACGUGCAAGAUCAUCAUCCUACUCAUCAUCUCCUAGUCCUCACAAGGGGCCCAGGAGAGCAUCGAGGAGUCGCAGCCCAAGAAGGCCUUUAAGGGGUAGAAGCUCAAGUAAUAGCAGUGGAACAAGUGGUUCACCACCUCGUAAGCCCUGAAGUCUGCAGGGUUGUUUUCUUCGUCACUUCUACCAUGCUGUCUCAUCUUGUGAUGGUGUAAGGUUGCUCCAGAGUACAUGUAUGCUGAGGAGGAUGGUUGAACCUACCCCUGUGGUAGCUUUAGGAGGUUUUCUUGUGGUUAAUAUUAUGAUCAUUGGGUGCUUUAGGCCACUCGUGGGCAGUGGUUGAGUGGAUUUUAUGUUUAAUUUUCAUCACUUUUGACAGCUAAGAGGAAAAUAUGUGUAUGCAUCUCUAUGCGAACUAAAGCAUUUUUCUUGCACCGUCUCGGUACAGCAAUUUCAGUUCGAAGUAUUGAGACUAGAAAUGCGGUAGCGGUACUCUUUUACUUCAACAAAAUAACAACGGCGGGGUUCAAU